AUGGAUUCUCAUGCAUAUAACAAUGAAAGAACAAUUAAAAAAUGGGGUUUGAUAACAGUUAGACCACCUGCUCAUUAAAUGAAUGGUACAUGUGAAAAAUGAUUUCUAGACAGAUCAAUUGUAUCUAAUGUUCCAGAUAUGGCUGUACCUGACAAUAAAAUAACAACAUCUAAAUAUUCAUCGAUUAUUACAUUCAUUCCAUUAAAUUUGAUAGAGCAAUUCUCAAAAUUGGCUAACGUCUACUUUUUGGUCAUUGCAAUAAUGCAGAUGAUUUCAGCAAUCAGCAUAACGAAUGGUUAACCUGUGAUUAUGGGACCAUUAUCAAUAGUUGUGUGCAUUUCGAUGAUCAAGGAUUAUAUUGAAGAUUACCAAAGACGCAAUUCAGACAAUGCUGAAAACACUCGCAAGACAUAUUUGAUACGCACAAACAAAGCACCAAGAGAAGCUCGAUGGAGUGAGUUAAGAAUCGGAGAUUUAAUCAAGGUUUAGAAGGAUGAACAAAUACCAGCUGAUAUCUUAUUGAUGCAGACAUCAGAUAAGAAGGGAAAUGCAUUUAUUGAGACCAAAAAUUUAGAUGGAGAAACCAAUCUAAAAUGUAAAAACAUUCAAAAAAAUCUAAAAUAACUGUAAGAACAAAGUGAAGAUUCUCUAUUGGCAUUAAGAAUGACAAUUAAAUAUUAAAGACCAAGUCCAUAUUUGUAUCAAUUUACAGGAUCUGCUGAAAUUAAUAAUCAACAAAUCCCUCUUAGUGAGAAAAAUUUCAUAUUGAGAGGUUGUGUUUUAAGAAAUGUCAAUUAUAUUUAUGGAAUUGUUUGUUAUAACGGACAUGACUCAAAGAUCAUGCUUAAUUCAGUUAAAGCCUAACCUAAACGAAGUCAUUUAGAAAGAACAAUGAAUUGGUUCGUUAUUGUGAUAUUUCUAUUAUAAGUAAGAAUGCAAUAUCAUUAGUUUUCAGAUGAUCAUGUGUGGCUUUGGAGGCUAUUUGAAUUCAUCAUGGCAACAGAUUCAUAAUUCUCAAUUAUCCUAUUUAGAUAUUUUAAUUACAGAUCCAGAACAUAAUUUUACUAAAAAUCUAUUUGUAUCCUCCAUAAAUUUAAUUUUAGAUUAAAUGGGGUAAUUGGAUUCUUAUAUUCACGAACUUUGUCCCAAUCUCAUUACUAGUCUCUUUGGAAAUGGUUAAAUAUUUCUAAGGAAUGUUGAUAACAAUGGAUUAAGGAACUUAUUCAGCUGAAUAUGAUAUAAAGACAGCAGUCUAGUCUUCAAAUCUGAAUGAGGAACUUGGCUAAGUGGAUUACAUAUUUUCUGAUAAAACAGGGACAUUGACAAAGAACCAAAUGGAUUUCAAAUGUCUCACAGUCAACAAAAAGUCAUAUGGAAAGGAAGCAACAUUAACUAAUGAUGAAGUGUCAAAAUUAGCUUAAGUCUCUAAUGUUGAUUUCAGAGAUAAAGCUUUCUUUAAUGAUUUGAGUUAAACUCCAGGGAAGGGACCACUCCACGAGUUCUUACUUUGUUUAUCAUUAUGUCAUACUAUUGUUACUGAAAAUAAGAAUGGGUAACUCAUAUAUCAAGCAUCGUCUCCUGAUGAAUUAGCCUUAGUUAAUUUUGCGAGAUACUGCGGAUAUACUUUUGAAGGAUUAGAUGCAUCCAACAGUAUGGUGGUCAAUAUAAAAGGUGACAUAAAGAAUUACCAACUGUUGCAUGUACUUGAAUUCAAUAGUACAAGAAAGAGAUUGUCUGUAAUCGUUUAGGAUCAAGCCAAUCAAAUUAUAUUGUUAACCAAGGGAGCGGAUUCUGUUAUUGAACCUUUAAUGAAACCAGUCGUUCCUUAGUUGAAAGAGAAGACUUGGAAAGAUCUUUAGGAGUUUGCAUCGAUUGGCUUAAGAACUCUGCUCUUAACUAAGAGAGUACUGCCUUUAUCGAUUUACAAAGAGUGGGAAACAGGCUAUUUACAAGCAUGUUCAGCCAUAUAAAAUAGAGAUAAUUUGAUGAUGGAGUCAUAAGCUAAAAUUGAAUAAGAAUUAGAACUUAUAGGGGGAACAGCUAUUGAAGAUAAAUUACAAGAGGAAGUAGGGCCAACUAUUUAGUAUUUAAAAGAGGCUGGCAUUAAAGUAUGGGUAUUGACUGGAGAUAAAAUGGAAACUGCUAUCAAUAUUGGUUAUUCUUGCUAAUUAUUGAAUGAUUCCUUAUAGUAAAUCAUAGUUGAUGGAAAUGAUGAAUAGGCUAUUAGAAAUGAAUUAGAAAUGGGCAUCCAAAAAAGCCAAAACAAUAAUAAAAAUGCUCUGGUGAUCUCUGGCAAUGCUUUAAUGAGAGCUAUGAAACCAGAACUUUCAUUAAAAGUAAUGUAAAUUGCCGAAAGAUGUGAGGCUGUAGUAGCUUGUAGAGUUUCACCAAAAUAAAAAUAAGAGAUUGUUUCCUUAGUUAGAUAAAAUAAACCUAAUGCUACUACACUUGCCAUUGGAGAUGGUGCUAAUGAUGUCAACAUGAUUACAGCUGCUCAUAUUGGAAUUGGAAUUAAAGGAGUAGAAGGCUAGCAAGCAGCUAAAGCCUCUGAUUAUGCUGUUGGAGAAUUCAGAAUACUAAAAAGAUUGACACUUUAUCAUGGAAGAGAGAGUUAUAGGAAAAAUUCAACUCUUGUAAAUUACAAUUUUUAUAAAAAUAUGCUUCUAGUCCUACCUUAAUAUUGGUGGGCUGUCAAUAAUGGAUUUUCUGCUGUUAUGUUUUAUGACUAGUUACUCUAUUAAAGUUACAAUCUAUUUUUCACUAGUCUUCCUAUUGUAUUAUAUGCCAUCUUCGAUGAAGAGUUCUCGGGUGAUGUUCUCACUUCAAGUAAAUAUAUCUCUCUAUAGUAGACCCUAGUUUUUAUGAUAUCGGUAUCAAACACAAACUAUUCAACGUUAAAAUAUUCUUGUAUUGGGUCAUUAAUGGCACUAUCUAAGCUGGCAUCCUAUCGUACCUAACCUUCCAGACUUACGAAACCUCAUCUAUUUAUAAUGGCAUGAUGGCUGGCUUAUGGACUACUGGUGCCAUUGUAUUAGGGUAUUCAGUUUUGAAUAGCAAUAUCAAAGUAAUCAAUUCCACUAUCUCUAUUAGAUUAUCCUAUUUAGUAAUACUUAUUCUUUUGGAGUUAUUGUUGGACUUUUCGGAUCAGUUUUCAUCUAUCUCCUCCUAUUUCUCAUAGUUUCAGAGAAAAUGCCGAAAUCUGACAUGUCUAAUAGCCAAAGUGCUAGCUUUUCUCAUCUGAUAUUUUACUUGACAUCACUAUUAGUGGUUGGAGCAACUUCAGUUUUUGAUUUGGCUCUGACGAAAUUAGCUUAGUGGUCUUAGUAUGCUGAGGUUGGAAUAUAACAUGAUAAAGUUUAUAUGCUAAUUUAAAAAUAGCACAUUGAAUUACAAGAUGAAUAACAAUUGCAUUAACAUUCCCCUAAUACACAAUUUUAGAUCAACAACUCUUAGGUCCCCAAAAGUCCUAUUAAAAGAGGAUACACAGGAUUUGCUUUUACUUAGGAAGAACAUUGA
This is a messenger RNA of Paramecium octaurelia, 3516 nucleotides long. The record is from the annotation of a GenBank genome assembly. Lineage: Eukaryota; Ciliophora; Oligohymenophorea; Peniculida; Parameciidae.